Phoenix dactylifera (date palm) is the source of this 1983-nucleotide messenger RNA. RefSeq names its product zinc finger CCCH domain-containing protein 17-like. The record is from RefSeq and is a predicted model, not a curated record. Gene Ontology annotation, molecular function: protein binding; metal ion binding. NCBI's taxonomy places the organism in Eukaryota, Viridiplantae, Streptophyta, Magnoliopsida, Arecales, Arecaceae.
CCAUUUGUGGUCCGUACACGAGUCACCUGACGAGCCACGGCGACGGGGCAGCGCGCGAGCGCGAUACGCCGACAGGGAGUAGGAUCAACACCGGCCGGAGAGACGGCGUCCGAGACGGUGCCAAGAAAAUAGAAAACCAAAGAAGGGCUUCGCUUGCCUCCCUCCGUUUCUUUCCUCGCCAUCUCUCCGACCAUCAUAAGAGAGGGAGAGGACGGGAGAGAGACACCACGAGUUCUCAGAUCCUCUCCUCUUGGAUUCUUCCCAAUAUCCCUCGCCUGCCGAUCUUCCCUCUCCCUUCUCGAUCUCGAUCGCCGGAAUCUAUCGCAGUCCCUCUCUACCCAUCACUCCCCAAAUCUUUUCCGUACUAGGGUUUUGCUCUGAGUCUGCCUUCUUUCCUUGAUAUGGACAUCGAGGCGGACGACCGGUAUGGCAACAAGAGGGUCCACCAGAGGAUGGGUUCCUCGGCGACGGCGGCGGUCCCGGACAGGGCCAACAAGGUCUGCUACCACUGGCGGGCGGGGCGGUGCAACCGCCACCCCUGCCCGUUCCUCCACAGCGAGCCGGCGGCGGCACCAGCCCACCACCAGGGCCUCGUGUGGCGGAACCCUAGCGGCGGCGGCGGCGGCGGCGGCGCAAACCCUGGCCCCCCCUCGAAGUGGGGGAAGGGGAGGGGGGAGGGGCGGGGGCGGCUCCCCACCAAGGUCCCAGACAAGGUCUGCAACUACUUUCUUGCGGGGAAUUGUACGUACGGAGAGAACUGCCGGUUCUUGCACUCAUGGUUUAUAAGUGAUAGCUUCUCUCUAUUGACCCCUCUCCAGGGGCACCAGAAGGUGGUUACAGGGAUUGCACUGCCAUCAGGGUCGGACAAGUUGUACUCAGGGAGCAAAGAUGAAUCCGUUCGGGUCUGGGAUUGUCAAACUGGGCAGUGUGUUGGGGUCAUUAAUUUGGGAGGCGAAAUCGGUUGCAUGAUCAGCGAGGGGCCAUGGGUAUUUAUUGGUCUUCCCAAUGCUGUUAAGGCAUGGAACACACAAACUGCAGCAGACCUAAGCCUCAGUGGACCUACUGGACAAGUGUAUGCUUUAGUUGUUGGUAGUGAGAUGCUUUUUGCUGGGACACAGGAUGGACGUAUAUUAGCAUGGAAGUUCAGUGCAGCAGGGAAUUGCUUUGAACCGGCAGCAUCUCUUAGCGGCCAUCGACUUGCUGUAGUUUCAUUAGUUGUGGGAGCAAUGAGGCUCUACUCUGGCUCGAUGGAUCAUACCAUAAAAGUGUGGGACCUUGGUACUUUACAGUGCAUCCAGACCCUUACUGACCACACAUCAGUUGUUAUGUCAGUACUUUGUUGGGAUCAAUUUUUAUUAUCUUGUUCACUGGACCAAACAAUAAAGGUUUGGGUUGCUACAGAAAGUGGAAAUCUGGAAGCCACUUAUACUCAUAAUGAAGAACACGGAGUGCUCGCACUUUGUGGUAUGCAUGACGCUCAAGCCAAGCCAGUUUUACUCUGUUCAUGCAAUGACAACAGUGUCCGCCUCUAUGACCUUCCAUCGUUCAGCGAGAGGGGUAAAAUCUUCUCCAAGGAGGAAGUGAGAGCAAUACAAAUUGGUCCUGGUGGGUUGUUCUUUACUGGAGAUGGGACAGGUGAACUGAAGGUGUGGAAGUGGUUGACGAAGGAGAUGCCAACUUCAUGAGUUAAUGACAAUCCACUCUUUGUAUUCUAUAUUCAUUUUCUUAUGUAAUUUAUAAGGGAUUUCUUGAAAUGCAAUUCCAGAUGUAUGGCGGCCAAUUUUGAUAUUUUGUCAAUUGAUCUGUUAUGUAUUCCCUGGAAAGCACAUUGUCUGAACAGAAUCCGGACAAACGGGAUUUAAAAGCUUGUUCUCAGUACUUGGUAUACAGUUAACAGUACAAUCUAAUUCAGGUUCCUGGCAGCCUGGGUCAGGUCUGGAGCUAGCAAAAUACUAUAUAUUGAGAUCUGAUUUCCCAUUGCAA